Megalops cyprinoides (Indo-Pacific tarpon) is the source of this 1289-nucleotide messenger RNA. RefSeq lists its product as uncharacterized. The coding region runs from base 110 to 565 and encodes 151 amino acids. Gene Ontology annotation, cellular component: extracellular exosome. The transcript is spliced from 4 exons. The record is from RefSeq and is a predicted model, not a curated record. NCBI's taxonomy places the organism in Eukaryota, Metazoa, Chordata, Actinopteri, Elopiformes, Megalopidae.
CCCCCUGUGCACUUGAAGCGCUGCGUCUGCCGUGAAACAAGGAAAUGACAUACCAGAGAGCAAAUAGCGUCCGAAGCGAGUGAGUGCGCCUGGAAAAACAUGUAUUACCAUGGGAAACAACUUCACUAAAACAUUUGAGAAGUGGGGCCUUAGUCCUCACAAGUUCACAACCAAAAGCAAAAAGAAGAAAGAUGCCCCAGUGCGUCCACCGUCUCAGUCAGCCGAGGCCCACAUGUAUGACACAGUGGCUGAGAUGCCAAUGUACUCGAAGGUGAACAAGAAAGGGAGGCCUCAGCAGGAGCUACAUUAUGCAGAGGUGCAGGUCCUACAGCCUCACACUGCAUUCAGCAGGGGGAGCCACAGACCAGCUCCAGCAAGCAGCAGCACAGAAUAUGCCACCAUAGACUUCCUGUCUAAGGCAGCAGCCCCCUUUCACAGUGGUAGCAGCAGGUCAGCCACCUCCUCUGCACCUGCAGACAUCAUCAUCCCCCCAGGAGCCCUGCAAAGGCCAGUCCCACAGCCACAACCGAGGAAAAACUCCUCCAAGAAGACAGUGGUUGUUUAAGAGGGAAUACCACAAUCAUUGCAAAUCCUGUCAAAUUCACAGUAACUCUUCUAGACUAUGCUGUGACAUAGUUGUGUCAAUAAUAUUGCUGCAAUAUUAAAGCAAUACUGUGAAAAUGUGAUAUUACUGACACAUGCAUGCAGUGCCUGGCUGUGUUGAUUUUAAAUUAAUGAUUGUUAAAAGUUAAUGUUUAAACAUUUCUUGCUCUACAUGUUUAUUGUGGACUGUUAUAGCUAGAGGAUGUAUGCACAACGUGAAUAUGGAAGCGUUUGAGCAUGUUAAGGUUUGUAGAGAACACUACUACCUUGCCUCAGCUUGUCCUUACUGUUCCCAAGCACAAACCACAUCAGUUACAGUACAUUGUGUAGGUUUACAGUAUACUGAUUUCAUUAACUGGACUGCAGUUUAAUCUGUAAUUAAAUUAUAGGAAUGACUACAUUCUUCUGACACUGUAAUUCCACAAUUUCACAUAUUAAAUGCAUUUCCAGUUAUGCAUUUAAAAACAUAAACAAAAUUGAGCAUUCAUUUUUAUCAUCUCUGGAUAAAAUCUGGAUAAAAUUUUUCUUAUUAUCCUUAAUGAACUGUUUCUGUAUUAUUAUUUUGGACUGUUGUACUUAUUUAAGUACAUUUGUAUAAAUGGCUUGCACAUUUUGGAAGUAAAGGAACUCACUAACAAGCACUCAUUUUUAAAAGAAAAGUUGCGUCUUUGUAUGCACAUGCACAU